Messenger RNA from Populus trichocarpa (black cottonwood), 1695 nucleotides. RefSeq names its product probable WRKY transcription factor 40. The record is from RefSeq and is a predicted model, not a curated record. NCBI's taxonomy places the organism in Eukaryota, Viridiplantae, Streptophyta, Magnoliopsida, Malpighiales, Salicaceae. Gene Ontology annotation, molecular function: DNA-binding transcription factor activity; sequence-specific DNA binding. Bases 311 to 1273 code for a protein of 320 amino acids. The transcript has 5 exons. Gene Ontology annotation, biological process: regulation of DNA-templated transcription.
UUCUCUUUAUUUUAUAUAGAUGAAUGUGGACACCUUAAGAUUCUUAUAAUUCCAACUUGAUGUCGACUCCUUGUUAUUUCCUGGGGCUUUCCUUACAAACCAAGCGCCAUUGUUGAUUGACAGGCUAAUCUUUUUUUCUAUAAAUACUGAAGCAUUCUUGUGUGUUUCUCCCAUUCACUUGACCAACUUCAGACCAUAGUGAUAAUCUCUUGCUAGGUACCUGAUUAUUAUUUGUCUCGAAUCUUCUUCUUUUUUUCCUGUGUUAAGUUUAUAGGUAGCUUCUUCAAGAAAGAGAUUUAGGAACUCAUCAAUGGAUUCAUCAUGGGUGAACACUUCUCUUGAUCUCAACAUCAAUCCCUUCAAGCAUGUCAAUGAAACUCAAGCUCAAGAGAGCAAAGAGUUUGAGGGAUAUUCAACUAGGGUUGAACAGAAAUUACAAGUUAAAAAAGAGGCUGGUGUUAGUGCUCUUGUUGAAGAGUUAAAUAGGGUGAAUAGUGAGAACCAGAAGUUAACAGAAGUGCUUGGUGUUGUAUGCGAAAAAUACCUGACUUUGCAAAAACAUUUAGCUGAUUUGACGAGCAAGAAUUCAGAAAAAGAACUCAUGACUACACCAGUAAUAUCAAUGAAGAGAAAGGCAGAGAGUGAAGAUUAUAGCAACUUGAUUAAUGCAAUUAAUGGAGGAAACACAGAAAGUAGUUCUAGUGAUGAAGACUCAAGUAAAAGGCCACAGGAGAAUCUGAAGACAAAGAUUUCAAGGGCUUAUUUUCCGACUAAUGCAUCCGAUACAAGCUUGGUUGUGAGGGAUGGCUAUCAAUGGAGAAAAUAUGGUCAAAAGGUUACCAGAGACAAUCCUUCUCCUAGGGCGUACUUUAAGUGCUCAUUUGCGCCAAGUUGCCCUGUCAAGAAGAAGGUCCAAAAAAGUGCUGAAAACCCUUCAAUUUUGGUAGCAACUUAUGAAGGAGAGCACAACCAUGCUAGCCAUUCUCAACCUGAACUAUCAUUAGGUUCAAGCCAAAGUUCUAGUUUUGGUCCAGUUCCCAGUCCAUCAUCCAUCAGAACUUCAGUUCCCACUGUGACCCUUGAUUUGAUCCAAAGUGGAAUGCACGUUGACAGUGCUAAAAAGACUGUUCAAGAAAACCUUCAAGUGCCAGAAGUUCAGAAAGUUUUGGUCCAACAAAUGGCUUCUUCUUUGACAAGGGAUCCAAAUUUUACAGCUGCACUGGCAGCUGCUAUCUCUGGGAGAUUCAACCAGACUCGGAUUGAGAAAUUGUGAGGUUGAAAACACUAGUACUAUUGUAGAGAAUUUAGAGUUUUAUAGACACUUUGCAUUUUUAUAUGUAAUUUGGAGAGCAUUGAGUUACGUAUAUAUAUAAUAUAAGUUUGAAAAAAAAACUAGAUCUAGCCGGCCCAGCCGAGUCAUUGGCUCAGCUCAGUGACCAAGUCAUCAAUCACGAGUACACAUGAAUUAAUUCACGUUUUACACGGUGAGGAGGUAAUUAAAAUGGCAAAACAUGAAAAAGAGAAGAACUUACUUGGUGAGCUCCUGCUGGAGACGAAGACACGAGGUGGUGGUCUCUAGCUAAUCGGGUGGCGCUUCUGCGAUGGCCCUCCUCUUUUUCUCUCUCUUUCUUUCUUAUGUGUGUUGUUAUUUCUUUUGUUCUUUUUUCUCUCUCUAUAUCACCCUUUCUGGCCCAA